AUGGAGACGCUGCAGAGGCAGCAGGCGGCCCGCCUGGCUCAGAGGGCCGGGGGCCCCCCUCCCCACCCGGCCUCCCCGGCCCCGGCCGCUCCGCAGAACCACCGGGCAGCCAGGCGGGCGCCCGGGUUGGGGGGUCCCGCGGAGCCGCCCACGGGCGGCGUCCCCGGCCUCCUGCUGCCCCUGCCCGGCAGGGAAGACGAGGAGGAAGAGGAGGUGGAAGAAGAAGAAGAAGAAGAAGAAGAGAUGCUGGAAGAGGAGGAGGAGCAGGAGGAAGAGGGGCCCGGGAUAGGCCCAAAGCCGCCGAGCCCAGGCCCCCACCGGUCUUCCCCAACCCAGUCUUCCGGCCUCCAACCCCACGAGUGGACAUACGAAGAACAGUUCAAGCAGGUAGGAAUUGUUCGCAGAGUCAACCGGGGGCUGACCCCAAGCAGAAGGGACCGGGAGAUGGGCUGGUGCCGGGCUUCUGGGACCGGGGAAUCUGCGUCAGCCCACGCCGAGAUGAGCCGUGGAGAGGACCCGAGCUACUCCCCGCCCCAGCUCCUGCCCGGCGGCCCCCACGGCGGCCCCUCUGACCUGCGCCUAGAGUCCACGUGGACCGGGGAGAAGAGCGCGGUGUCUCUGGAGCAACUGGGGAGACCGGGAAAACCCCGGAGAAACACUCCAGGUUUGGAAGAGUCUGGGCUGAAUCGGGAGGACUUCCGCAGAAGCGGCAUCCGAGCGACAGUCUCGCUCUACGCUCCACACCCGGCGCAGCGUCCCGGGGGGCCUGUUUUGGGAGUGCCAUUGCUGGCCGCUCUAUCGGAGCCCAGGCAGUGGAGAGCGGACUACAGCGAGGGAUUGUACGAACUGGAUGACGACCCCAAGCGGAAGGAGUUCCUGGAUGACCUGUUUGGCUUCAUGCAGAAGAGAGGAACCCCCGUGAACCGGAUUCCCAUCAUGGCGAAGCAGGUGCUGGACCUCUAUGCCCUCUUCCGGCUGGUGACGGCCAAGGGCGGACUGGUCGAGGUCAUCAACAGGAAGGUGUGGCGGGAAGUGACCAAGGGCCUGAGCCUGCCCACGUCCAUCACCAGUGCCGCCUUCACCCUGCGGACUCAGUACAUGAAGUACCUGUACCCGUACGAGUGUGAGACCCGGGCGCUCAGCUCUCCCGGGGAGCUGCAGGCCGCCAUCGACAGUAACCGGCGGGAGGGCCGGCGGCAGGGCUACGGGACCGCCGCCCCGCUCUUCAGCUUCCCGCCCGCGGCCUCCGCCGUCCCCCGAGCCCCGGCACUGCCCGGCCUCGCCGCCCACGCCUGCGCCCGCCUGGCCCAGACCCGCCCACACCCGCACCCCGUGAUCAAGAAAGGUGGCCCCCUCCUCCCCCGGCCCUGCCCCUGCCCCGGGGCCCGGGGCUCUCUGCCUCUGGGGAGCGGGGCACCUGAUGCCCGGCUCCCCUCCCAACCAGAGGAGGGCACGGUGUCUUCCCCGGCCCUGCCCGCCCACCUGGCGCUGCCUCCGGCCCCGGGGCCGGCACGGGGCGAGCCGGGGACCGGGGAGCCCCCCGAGAAGAAGGCCGUGCCGAUGGCGCCCGAGGAGCCGUUGCGCCCGCCCGGCCUGGACCUGCCUCCCGGUCUCCCGUCUAGGGCCACCCCGCCCGCCGCGGGCAAGGGUCCCGGCCGAGAGGAGUGGCAGAACGGGGCUCUGGGGCUCACGGGCGGAGGCGUCGGCAGCGUCAACAUGGCCCUGGAGAUCAACGGCGCCAUCUACACGGGUGUGCUGUUCGCCCGCCGCCCCUCCGGCCCGGGCCUGGGCGUCGGCGGAGGCGACGGCGGCCCUCGGGGCCACGCCGGUCCCGCCCCUGCCCCGGGGGUCCCUCCCCACGGCCCCGCGCCCCCAGGCGCUCUGCCCUGA
Molecule: messenger RNA, 1890 nt
Organism: Ornithorhynchus anatinus (platypus)
Lineage: Eukaryota; Metazoa; Chordata; Mammalia; Monotremata; Ornithorhynchidae
Gene: ARID3C
Product: AT-rich interaction domain 3C
Exons: 10
Coding region: 1-1890 (629 amino acids)
Biological process (GO): regulation of transcription by RNA polymerase II
Cellular component (GO): nucleus
Molecular function (GO): DNA binding
Source: RefSeq, a predicted model, not a curated record